Molecule: messenger RNA, 1429 nt
Organism: Eruca vesicaria subsp. sativa (arugula)
Lineage: Eukaryota; Viridiplantae; Streptophyta; Magnoliopsida; Brassicales; Brassicaceae
Source: the annotation of a GenBank genome assembly
UACGUCUCUUGACAAAAAAAAAUGGGAGAAAUCAGAGCCAAGCGAUGGAACUUUGGAGCCAACGAGGUGGUCGAACGUUCUAGUUCCCAAAGCAUUCGUGAAUAUCUUUAUACUUUAAUCAGUAAUCUCGACGAAGGUGACGCCAGACCCGUCAUCGCACUUGGACAUGGCGACCCUUCUCCGUUCCCGAGUUUCAGUACUGAUCCAUCAGCCGUUGAAGCCAUCUGCGAUGCUGUUCGCUCCACCAAGUUUAAUAAAUACGCUUCUGCUUCCGGUAUUCCUGUCGCUAGGAAAGCUGUUGCAGAGUACCUCUCUCGCGAUCUACCUUACCAGAUAUCUCCAGAUGAUGUUCAUAUUACUGCGGGUUGUGUGCAAGCAAUUGAGAUAUUGAUCUCCGCACUCGCAAAUCCUGGUGCCAACAUUUUGCUGCCUAGGCCCAUUUACCCCAUGUAUGAUUCCAGAGCAUCUUUCAGCCAGCUAGAGGUCCGUUAUUUCGACCUCCUACCAGAAAAUGGUUGGGAUGUUGAUCUCGAUGCUGUUGAAGCUCUUGCAGACGACAAAACUGUAGCUAUAGUUGUUGUCAACCCUUGCAAUCCUUGUGGAAACGUUUUCUCUCGCCAACAUCUUCAAAAGAUUGCAGAGACAGCUUGCAAGCUUGGAAUACUUUUGAUCGCCGACGAAGUUUAUGACCACUAUGCAUUCGGGGAGAAACCAUUUGUGUCCUUGGCAGAGUUUGCAGAGAUAGUGCCUGUAGUUUUGCUAGGCUCCAUAUCGAAAAGAUGGUUUGUUCCUGGCUGGAGACUUGGCUGGAUGGUGACUCUUGACCCUCACAGCAUCAUGAAAGAUUCUGGGUUUGUUCAGUCUCUUACCAACGUCAUCAACAUUACCACGGAUGCUGUAACGUUCAUUCAGGGUGCCAUUCCUGAUAUCCUUGAGAAUACGAAAGAAGAAUUCUUCUCAUCGAAACUCCAAAAGCUGAGAGAAUGUGCAGAGAUUUGUUAUGAAGAGGUUUUGAAGAUCCCUUGCUUCACUUGCCCUACCAAACCCGAGGGGUCAAUGUUCACGAUGGUGAAGUUAAACCUCUCGCUGCUCGAAGAUAUCAGUGAUGAUUUGGACUUCUGCUGCAAGCUGGCUAAAGAGGAAUCGUUGAUCAUCCUACCAGGUCGAGCUGUUGGACUCAAGAACUGGCUACGUAUCACCUUUGCUGUUGAGCUCGACCUCCUCAUAGAAGGCUUUUCCAGGCUAAGGAACUUUGCCCAGAGACACUCCAAGAAGCAGCCAUGAGUGUUGCAUGUCUCUCUCCUUCUCAACAGUCUGAGCAAAUUAGGUUUUGCUCAGUAGCUUCUAAAACAAUAUAUUGUGAUAACUAGUAAGCUUUGUUUUUUUUUUUUUUUUUAAAUGAACCAAGUGAUGCCAAGUAGCUGCUAUG